This is a messenger RNA of Symbiodinium sp. CCMP2592, 903 nucleotides long. The record is from the annotation of a GenBank genome assembly. NCBI's taxonomy places the organism in Eukaryota, Dinophyceae, Suessiales, Symbiodiniaceae.
AUGGACCUGAGCCAUUGGGAGAAUGCUGGUGACUGGCAGCAAGUGGCGAUGCUGGUUGGCUUGAGUCUUUGUAAUGAAGAGGAGGAGCUGAAGAAGCAGCUGAAACGGCUGGUGAGUUUUGCGGCCAUCCAGCCUCAGCUGACCGAGCUGCUCAAGGCCCACAAGAGCUAUGGCUUGAAUGGCUUCAAAAUGCAGAGGCACGCCCAGGCGGAGGAGGCGUACCGUGCAGCCCUUCAGCAGGAGAAGAAACAUCGAAGCGAUCUGGGCCUGGGCAACCGCGAGCCCUUGCCGCCCCCGGCCCCUCGCGCAGACCGAACAGACGAGUCGCUGAAGGCCGAUGCGGUUGGGAGGGCCAUGACCGACCCAAGUGCCCGAGCGAAGGCUGUGCCUGAGGAAGCGACGAUCCCGGCUCCUGCAGCUCCUGCAGACGUGGAAAUCAGUUCGGCGGGCGAGGACACAGACGACGAUAUGGCCUGGGCAGCUCAGAAGGAUCGGAGCUCAACGGAGGAGCCCUUCACAGAGGCCAACGACCUCGCUACAAGGAGCUUGACAGAGUCUCCCAGCCAUGAGCGGAAGCCCUGCCGACGUGGUGCGUUGCGGCACCGGAGCACAACAGAUUUGCGAAUUCGAGAGAAGAAGGCUGAAGCAGUUGACGCUGCCCCGGCAGCAGUCCCUGAAAGGCGAGCAUGCAGCCGCGCGGACGUUGCUGCUGGCGAUUCUGUUGGCGAAGCGACUUCCGGCAGCUCCAACGCACGGCAGGCCUUGCAGAAGCUUUUCCAAUCGAUGCAGAAAGACAAGCCGAAGUCAGGUUCUUCUUCGGAGUCCACUUCCAAGCUGUCGGAGACACGGAAGGCCCUGUGCAAGCUUUACGAAUCCAUGCAAAAGCGAAGCAGCUCUUCCUGA